GGAUUGUAUCUGGAUCACAACAGAAAAGAGCUCAGAAACUCUUUCUGUGCUCUUUAACUCUCAGUAAGAACAGGCAUGGAGCUCGGCUCGGUGGUUGGUGCUGUCAGGAGCAACAGAGUGCUGCUUGGUAAUGAAGCGAGACCAGCUGUCAUAACAAUUAAAGAUGGUAAAAUCCACCAAAUACUUUCUGGCUGCAACUUUACUGAGGAUGUUGGCUGUGAGGUGCUGGAUGUGGGGGACAGCAUGGUGAUGCCAGGCGUCGUAGACUCCCACGUUCAUGUGAACGAGCCGGGCCGCACCUCGUGGGAGGGCUUCUGGACGGCCACCAGGGCCGCCGCGGCGGGAGGAGUGACAACGAUUGUGGACAUGCCCUUGAACAGCGUCCCUCCAACCACAACACUCAGAAACUUUGAAGAGAAGCUGCAGGAGGCCACGGGGAAGUGCUUCGUGGACGUAGCUUUCUGGGGAGGAGUCAUUCCUGGGAAUCAGCGUGAACUUCGACCUAUGAUCAAGGCAGGCGUUGCUGGCUUCAAGUGUUUCCUCAUCCACAGCGGUGUUGAUGAGUUUCCCUAUGUGGCUGAAUUUGACCUCCAUACGGCCAUGAAGCAGCUCCAGGGAACAGGAAGCGUCUUGCUGUUUCAUGCAGAGAUGGAUGUUCAGCCAACAACGGGGAACAACGCUGAUGAGUCAGACCCUUGCCAGUAUGACACCUUUCUGCAGUCCCGGCCUGAUGUCAUGGAGGUAGAAGCUAUUCGGACCGUUGCAGAACUCUGUCUGCAGUACCGAGUGCGAUGCCACAUUGUUCACUUAUCAUCUGCAAAGGCCCUUAAGCUGAUCCAGAAAGCUCGGCAAGCUGGCGCUCCCCUAACGGUGGAGACCACCCAUCAUUACCUCAGCCUGUGUGCAGAAAGCAUUCCUGCGGGAGCCACACAGUUUAAGUGCUGCCCUCCCAUCCGAGGCUCUGCUAACCAGGAGCAGUUGUGGUCUGCGCUGAAAACUGGACAGAUUGACAUGGUGGUGUCUGACCACUCCCCCUGCACACCCGACCUUAAGAAACUGGAGAGCGGAGACUUCACGCAGGCAUGGGGAGGGAUUUCAUCGUUACAAUUUGGUUUGCCUCUGUUCUGGACUUCAGCCAGUAAGAGAGACUUUCAGCUGGGUGAUGUGGUGAGGCUCCUCAGCAGAAACACGGCCCAUCUGAGCAGCCUGGGGAACCUGAAGGGCAGCCUGGCCCCUGGCUUUGAUGCCGACUUGGUCAUUUGGGAUCCAGAGACAGGCUUUCAGAUCGAAGAAGCAAGUAUUCACCACAAAAACAAGAUGACCCCAUACCUCGGCUCCACGCUGCAGGGAGUGGUGCGUGCGACCGUCCUGAGGGGCCGGCUGGUGUACAGAGAUGGCAGCUUCUGCCCUGAACCUCUGGGAAAGCAUCUCCUCAUCCCCCAGAGGACGGGUCAAGCACAACUGUAGCAAACACAAACAAUAAAAACUCAGUCCAUUUGGAAUAUUGGGGAUUUAAUUGGUCUGACCUUAAAUGUGUGUUCUUUUCCUUUUUUGUAAAGAGCACAUAGCUUAAAGUUCCCAUAUGAGCUAAUAGCUAUUAUUUGAAAAUUGACUUUAAACAACUUAAGUGUUUAAGCUAAAGUAAAAGAGAAUCAACAGUUCAGCUUUUAUGUCUGUGGCUAAAUAUUACUGAGUACAGAGGACAGCCCAGCACCAUACAUUAGCUUUUGACAUCAACAGAAAGCAGAGAGUCUGCUUCGUUGACUUCAUGGACUGCUUCUCUUCCCAAACAGCAGAGGGAGAGUACCAAUCAGAGGAACUGAUUGAAGGAGCUGUAUUACUGCAACUUACUAUUGGAUUUAAAGUGUAUAUGUUAACAUUUUUAUGUCUUUCAAGACUGAGAGUCAUAGUAAAAUCAUUUAUGGCCUCCCUGUUCUGGAAAAAUACUGAAUUUGAGGGUGAUAACUCUUCCAACUGUUGACAUGGUUUUAAGGUAUUAAGAACUUUUGCACCUCCUGAAAGCCAGGUGAAAAGAAGACUGCAUAAAGGUCAAACGUGUUACAACAAACAUUUUACUAAAGUUAUUUCAAAACGUG
Messenger RNA from Poeciliopsis prolifica (blackstripe livebearer), 2096 nucleotides. RefSeq names its product Allantoinase, mitochondrial. Gene Ontology annotation, cellular component: cytoplasm. Gene Ontology annotation, molecular function: allantoinase activity; cobalt ion binding; zinc ion binding. Gene Ontology annotation, biological process: purine nucleobase catabolic process; allantoin catabolic process. NCBI's taxonomy places the organism in Eukaryota, Metazoa, Chordata, Actinopteri, Cyprinodontiformes, Poeciliidae. The transcript is spliced from 11 exons. The coding region runs from base 76 to 1467 and encodes 463 amino acids. The record is from RefSeq and is a predicted model, not a curated record.